GGAAGGUUCCGGUCGGGGUACACAAAUUUACAAUAGUGAUGUGCGUUGGUUACCUGUAGUACUCUGUAUUGGAACUUUUAUCAUUGCUUGGAAGUUGGUUGAAAUUAAGAAAAGUAGAUUAUUCCCAACAGUAGUACGUCAUACCAUAGGAGACCUUUCAGUCUUCAUCGCCACUUUUUCAAUGGUUCUAGUUGAUGCACUACUGGGAGAACCAACUCCUAAGCUAAAUCUGCCACAUAAGAUUCAGCUUUCAUAUCCUGGAAGGGAAUGGUUUGUAAGACCGUACAGCCCUUCUAAUCCUUGGUGGACAAUGCUACUAGCAGCUUUACCAGCGAUUGUAACUUUAAAGGGGAUUUUUGUGGAUCAACAUAUUACAGCUGUUAUCAUAAACAGAAAGGAAAAUAAACUAAAGAAAGGUUUUGGCAACCAUUUAGAUUUGACAGUAGCAACGAUAUGCAUUGUGGUGUGUUCUUUAUUCGGUCUCCCUUGGCAAGUUGCUGCCACAGUUCCAUCAAUCGCACAUGUGAAAAGUCUCAAAAUCAAAUCCAAGUGUACGGCAGUGGGUGAGAAACAAGUUGUAGUUGGUUGUAGGGAACAACGUCUUACUCUUCUGAUUGUCGGAAUCCUAAACGGGUGUUCUUUCUUUAUGUGGCCAAUCUUAACGCUCAUACCCGUGUCUGUUAUGUAUGGUGUUUUUCUAUAUAUGGGAGUAUCAGCUUUGCAAGGAACGCAGGAAAUCAAUGCUAGCACUACAUGCAAUAAACUUAUAACUAUCAGUAAUCAAAUUGCGUAA
Mytilus trossulus (common blue mussel) is the source of this 793-nucleotide messenger RNA. RefSeq names its product electroneutral sodium bicarbonate exchanger 1-like. Gene Ontology annotation, molecular function: solute:inorganic anion antiporter activity; sodium:bicarbonate symporter activity. The coding region runs from base 182 to 793 and encodes 203 amino acids. The transcript has 7 exons. Gene Ontology annotation, cellular component: plasma membrane. The record is from RefSeq and is a predicted model, not a curated record. Lineage: Eukaryota; Metazoa; Mollusca; Bivalvia; Mytilida; Mytilidae. Gene Ontology annotation, biological process: regulation of intracellular pH; transmembrane transport; monoatomic anion transport.